Pistacia vera is the source of this 963-nucleotide messenger RNA. RefSeq names its product cilia- and flagella-associated protein 20. The record is from RefSeq and is a predicted model, not a curated record. The coding region runs from base 133 to 705 and encodes 190 amino acids. NCBI's taxonomy places the organism in Eukaryota, Viridiplantae, Streptophyta, Magnoliopsida, Sapindales, Anacardiaceae. The transcript is spliced from 6 exons.
CGGGUCUGUAAUAAUCCAAAAAUAAAUAAAUAAAAAAAGAGAAAAGAAAAUAGUAGUGUACGACAAGGGAAUUUCAAAUAGUGCGCUUAAACUUUCCCGAGAAACAAACAGUUUCGGUUUGAUAUUUUGAAGAUGUUUAAGAACACGUUUCAAUCUGGAUUCUUAUCCAUCUUAUACAGUCUCGGGAGCAAACCUUUGCAGAUUUGGGACAAAGAAGUUGUUGAUGGUCACGUAAAGCGACCUCACGAUGAGGACAUCCAAUCCAAUGUCCUUGAAAUAAUUGGGUCAAAUAUACAAUCCACAUUCAUUACAUGCCCGGCAGACCCUGCUGCAACACUUGGCAUAAAACUCCCAUUCUUGGUUAUGAUUGUCAAGAACCUGAAGCAAUAUUUCACAUUUGAGAUUCAGGUGUUGGACGAUAAGAAUGUUCGACGGCGUUUUCGAGCUUCUAACUUUCAAAGUGUCACACGGGUGAAACCAUAUAUUUGCACAAUGCCACUGCGGUUGGAUGAGGGCUGGAAUCAAAUCCAGUUGAAUCUGGCUGAUUUCACCAGGAGAGCUUAUGGAACCAACUAUGUCGAGACUUUGCGAGUUCAGGUUCAUGCAAACUGUCGCCUGAGGAGGAUAUAUUUCUCCGAUCGUCUGUACUUUGAAGAAGAACUCCCACCAGAAUUUAAACUGUACCUUCCAAUGCAGAAAACAUAACAACAUUCACAGGAGAGAGCUUCAAACUUACAACCAGUGAAGUAACUGGAUACAGAUUCUGUAUGUUCUAUUACUCAUCAUCCAGUAAAAAAUAAAAAAAUCAAAUAUCUAGAACUGAUUUAUUGGACGGUUUACCAGUUGUGAACGAUGAUAUACUUCUGGUCAGGAUUUUCUGUGCUCUUAUGGUAUUGAAAUAUUUUUGCUUGUGGUGGCUUGGUUUGAUCGAUUCCUUAAUGACCUAAUACUUUGGCAGUCGUA